Messenger RNA from Drosophila santomea, 405 nucleotides. RefSeq names its product accessory gland protein Acp63F-like. NCBI's taxonomy places the organism in Eukaryota, Metazoa, Arthropoda, Insecta, Diptera, Drosophilidae. The transcript is spliced from 3 exons. The record is from RefSeq and is a predicted model, not a curated record. The coding region runs from base 100 to 345 and encodes 81 amino acids.
UAAUUGAUUUUUAAGAGUAAAUUGUAGAAUUUCCGGUACUUAUGCCGUUGAUCUAUUUAAGCUCAGUUUAUUUCUUUAGAAUAUCAGUCGCUUAACAAGAUGCAACCUAUCCUCGUUUUUAUUCUGGUCAUGUUAACUGUGCAAAUCGAGAGUAAAUGCAGCACUUUGGUCACACUAAAACUAGAUCCUCACUGUGGAAUGUUUUCUGAUUGUGUCGUUAAUGGUGCAAAUCCAAGUGUCCUGACCAAUAUAUCUUGUAGACGUAUAGAAAAAGGAAAAUCAGGACUCAUCAACAUGAAAUUGGGAAAAUGUAACCCUAAAGUACCCCGGUGUUCCUUUGAAUAGUAUUAAUUUUUCAUUUAAUAGCAUAACGUACACCAGUAAAUACAUACAUAUAUAUUUCAA